CAUAUCCACAGAAGCUUCACAUAAAUCAUAAUUAAACCCUAAAAAUCUUGUCACGACAAAUAGAAACUUACAAAAGACCUCUUUUGUCGAAUUAACGUUUUCCAUUUGUUUUGUUCUGUGUAAUUUUUUUGGAUGCUUUGGUUUAAUGGAGUCGGAGAAGCCUGGGAUUGUUUCCAUUCUCGAGGCAGCAACGGUCGAUUCGAAGAAACGUCGCGUUUCAAUUUCUGCGGUGCGAGCGGUUGAGGCGGCAAGAGCUGAAUCGUUUCUUCUCACGCGUACUCUCUCUGGUUCGUUUUCAUCUGCAGGUUCUGUUCCAAUUCGUGCACCUCUUACAGUUGAUGAUGAAGAUGACGAUGAUGAUGUUGAUUCUGGUUCUGUAAUCGAAGAACAUAGCUUAGCAAGUAGUGAAGCUAGUAGGGGAAUUGAUUCUGGGACAGAUGACGGUUAUGAGUCUGUUUCGGGGGACGCAGAUGAUGAGACUGAGUUAGAGGAUGUGAUUAUGGGUGGGGAUAGGGUUCAUAGGAUACUUGGGGAAGAGUUAAGUGGAGAAAUUGGAGAUGUAAGUGAUUUUUCAGGUGGGAGUGUGAUUUAUAGACCAUUUGCAGGUGAUGCUGAUGAGGAAACAUCGGUGAAUUACUCAUCUCUUGAGGAAAGGAGUGAGAAUAGUGAUGAGGUUGAGGGGGUUAGUGAGAAUGAAGUUAGUGAAGCUGAUGGAGUUAGUAUGAAAGCAAAAGUAGUCAUUCCCAGGGCUAUUUUGUCUUUGGAUGAUGAUGAAUUUGAUGAAAUUUUGGGUAGUGGUGAUGAAGAGGCUGUGUUGUUGCGUGGUACAAAGGCUUCAAGUGAUGAAGAAGCCGAAAUUGGAGAUAGGGUAUUCCAAUUUGCAGAUGAGGGAGUGGUUAAUGAACCAGAGUGUUCUGAUUCUUUUAUAGCUGAUGUUGUUUCUACAGAGGAAGAAGCGGUGAGAAUGAACUAUUCAGAAAAAUUAGAUGAUGGUUUGAUGUCCUUUGGGAAUAUUGAUGAAUCGAGUCUCGAUGUUCUACCAGGAGGUUCUAAUGAUUUUAUGGCAGAAAAUGAAGGGAACUCUACUGAGGCGAGUAUGGAAUUGGGUCAAAGUUUCAAGCAACUCAUGGAGAAAGGUGAGAUUCAAAGUACUAUCAAUAAGGACAAUGGUGGUGGUAACAUACAUAAUUUUGAUGCAUUGGUGAAGCCAAAUGAUGCAGAAAGAGUAGAAGAUAGUGCAGUUGAUAUAGCAAACAUGGGAGUGAAUGAUAAACCAGAAUACACAGGUUCUAAUAUAGGUGAAUUUGUUUCCACAGAGGAAGAUAUGGUGCAAGAGAAAUCUUCUGAUGAUGGGCUGGUGUCCUUUAAGAGUAAUCUUGAUGCUGUGCCAGGUGAUUGCAAUGAGUUUCUAGUGGAAAGUGAAGGAAACACUGUUCAUGAGGAUAUAGGAUUAGAUGAAACUGUCAGCAGCCUUGUCGAACAACAGGUGGGUCAAGGAAGUAUCAGCAAUAACAGAACUUAUGUUGGUAGUGCCUGUGAAGCAAAUGAAUUGAUGAUUCCAUGUGAGGGGUAUAUUGGAUCAGAAAGCAGAGACUCAGGGGAUUUAGACGCUGUAAAUAUGAUAGGGGAGGCAAAAGAAUACUUUGAAAAUGAUUGCGGUGCUCUUAGCGAAUUAGAAAAACCUGAAUGCGAGGACGAACCUGAAAUUGAUCUGAGUUCUGAAAGUUUUCAGGUAUCUCCAACUCUGGAUUCUUUAAUGGCGAGAAACCUUGAUGUUGCUGGAGGAGUAGAUGUUGUUGUAAGUGGGUGUGGUUCUUCCGAUCGGAAAACUGAACAAGAAUCUAUAAAUGAAGAAAAUCACGAAUCUGAAGAUAUUGCUAGGAAGUUAUCACUUUCUGAAGAUAGAGCAUCAAGUUUAAGAAGCUCCUCUGGAACAGCAAAUGAGACUGUGGAAAUUGGCGAGCAGAUUAAUUUGCAGGUCAAUUUUGAGCCUGAUGUUGAGAGAACCAUGCCUGAAAACUCUCCGGUAAUUGUUGAGAGAACCAUGCCUGAAAACUCUCCGGUAAUUGAUUAUGAGAUCAUCGAAAAUGAGACUCAGAUGGCUCAACGGAAUCACAACAACACUUUCAUGGAGCUUGACGAGUGCAAAGGAUCAGGUGAUACAAGAAAGGAACUCUCUAAAUCCACUUUUCAGGAUUAUUCUGAAGUAUUACCCUCUAAUCAUUCUGUGGAGCUGAUAAGUGGGAAAGUGAAGGAAAGAGUUGAGAAAACCAAGCUCUUGAAAGAAAAGCUCCAGAGGAUUAUAAGAAACACAGGUUGUUGCAGUGAAAAUUUAUCUGAUACUGAAGUUGUGUCUAAGCUGAGCCUAGAUGGUGGAGAACAUCAAGCAUCCUUAGAGCUUGAUUACAUAUCGGACGGAACAAAGAUUAAAAUCACUGAACAAAAGUUUCCAGCUGAUCUUGAAUUGUCCAUUAACGUCCUUGUUAUCGGGAAAACUGGGGUAGGAAAAAGUGCAACAGUUAAUUCUAUCUUUGGGGAGACUAAAUCUGCUGUUGGUGCAUUUGCGGUGACCACAAAGUCUGCAAAUUACGUAGUUGGGAAUGUAGGAGGACUCCGAAUAAGGAUACUUGAUACGCCAGGUUUCAUGUCCUCUGCAACUGAAAAACAGUUUAACCAGGGAGUCCUCAUGUCGAUAAAGAGGAGCAUGAGAAAGUUCCCAGUUGAUGUCAUCCUUUAUAUUGACCGUUUAGAUGACACUCCAGAUAUCGGUUUACUCAGAAUCAUCACCAGUUCUCUGGGCUCAUCAAUAUGGCAAAAUGCUAUCGUGGUUCUAACUCAUGCAGCAUCUGAUGUGCCAGAUACUUUAAGCUACAAAGACUUUAUUGCUCAGAGGUCUUACCUUAUGCACCAAUCAAUCAGACAAGCAGUUCCUAAGCUAAGCUGUGUAGGCCAGAGCAAGAUGCCUAAAAUUAUUCUGGCAGAGAACAACAUGAGCUCUUUCUCGGCAAACAAAAGCAGUGAAUCUACUUGUCCAGACUGGAGACUGAAACUACUGAUCUUAUGUUGCUCGGUUAAGAUCAGGUCUAAAGCCGGUUCUUUGCAAAAGCAGAAUACCGAUGUAGAAAAGGCUGGUGCCUUUGGCUCCCAGCGUAGCUCUUUCACUCUUUUCUGUUCCUUGUGGAAUGUUUUGCUUAACUCAGGGCAUACUUCUCAUUCACAAGAUGAUUUGGAGGAGAAGAAAAGGCAAUUACUGGAUUCUUACCCUGAAAUUAUCUGGGACGAACAGAGUCAAGAAUGUCUCGAGCAAGAAACACUUCUCAUAGAGAAUCAAGGACCAGAAGACGAGGAGAGACAACAUGAAAAAGGAAAAACAAACAGAGGUUUGGAAGAAGGAACUGUUAUAGAUCGUGUAAGAACCAGAAGAGGAAGACUUGGGUUCCAAGCAACAAAAAGGUUGGGUAUCUAUCUCGAUACAUCCAAUUUACACACCGGGCUUUCCAUUGGAACCGGAGGCUGUAGAAACAACGAAGAGGAAGAAGGGAGGAUCUUGCUGAAGAUGAGAGGCUCAAUGCCUGUUAUAGGUUUGGUUCCUAUGCUGAUGUCCGUAUUCACUUCUGUCCAUGGUGGAAAAGAUACUUAACAUUUAAAUUGCUUUUGCUGUAGAAUUUGUAACAUAUCAGAUGUGUUCCUCGUCUCUUUUGGAUUAUGGGUUUUUGCAUUGACAAUACUGUGGAAACUCCAAUACUGUACUGUACAUGAAACUAAAGUCAAAUACAAAUGUUGAGAGGCUAAAGCAACA
Molecule: messenger RNA, 3799 nt
Organism: Capsella rubella
Lineage: Eukaryota; Viridiplantae; Streptophyta; Magnoliopsida; Brassicales; Brassicaceae
Product: translocase of chloroplast 159, chloroplastic
Exons: 1
Coding region: 146-3640 (1164 amino acids)
Biological process (GO): protein targeting to chloroplast
Cellular component (GO): chloroplast outer membrane
Molecular function (GO): GTP binding
Source: RefSeq, a predicted model, not a curated record